CAGCACAUCACGAUAUCCCAGCAGCAAUGAGGAUCAAGAAGAGAAUGCCAUCGUACAGGCCCUGGGGCUCCAUAGAGGACGGAGCCAUAGAGUUCGAGUCCCUGACUGAGGACACCCUAGAAGGUGCUCUGAACGUCAUCAGAAAGAGCUUCUUCGUCAACGAAAACGUCUGCAAAGGCGUGGAUCUGACCUCGGAAGUAGGGGCCUCUGAAGAGUUAGAAGAACUCUGUCUAGACGCUGCCAAAGACGGUGUCAGUGUAGUAGCUAUCGACGUCGCCACUGGAGAAGUGAUUGGAAUAGCCUUCAACAAGAUCCAGGUACUCAAAAAUCCCUCAGAAAAGGGUGCAUUCGAGGUGUUCAGUGAAAACUGCAAGUUCAAGUCGUCCAAGGGCCUAGUGGACUUUAUGAUCAGCGUGGAUUCCAGGAUAGACCUCUUCAAACACUACAACGCCACUUGUAUCUUCGAGAUCAUGUUCCUGGCUACGCUUCCAGGCAUGCAGAAACGGAGAAUAGGAGAGUUAUUGGUGUCCUCGUCCUUCGAAAUGGCCAAGGAGCUGAAAAGAGGGAAGUCUGUUAAAACACCAGUGGUGAUCGAUGGGGAGAAAAUUAUAGAAAAUCUGACUGCUAUACCUACUAUUGUGUCAGCCAUUAUGACGUCCAAUUAUUCGCAAAAGAUCGCUAUGAAGUGUGGUUUCGAAAGUCUGGCCAGGGUCAGUUACAAGGAGUUCCAUUUUGCUGGGAAGACCUUCGGCGAGAGGAUAGGUGAUGAACAUCUUGACUGUCUUCUGACAGCCAAAAGACUGUAAAAUUAGAUCAUAAGAUCAAGAUAUCUUCAAGAUAAUUUUUGAUUUGUUUAUUUAGUG
This is a messenger RNA of Dufourea novaeangliae, 863 nucleotides long. RefSeq lists its product as uncharacterized. Gene Ontology annotation, molecular function: N-acetyltransferase activity. Lineage: Eukaryota; Metazoa; Arthropoda; Insecta; Hymenoptera; Halictidae. The record is from RefSeq and is a predicted model, not a curated record. The coding region runs from base 27 to 806 and encodes 259 amino acids. The transcript is spliced from 3 exons.